This is a messenger RNA of Plasmopara halstedii, 615 nucleotides long. RefSeq lists its product as uncharacterized. The transcript has a single exon. NCBI's taxonomy places the organism in Eukaryota, Oomycota, Peronosporomycetes, Peronosporales, Peronosporaceae. Bases 1 to 615 code for a protein of 204 amino acids. The record is from RefSeq and is a predicted model, not a curated record.
AUGGCACAUACAGACGCUACCAGUGCCUUCAACAAACAUGUUGCCACCAUUCAGCAGCUUCCAUCAGCCUUAAAGGCUCGGAUCUCGAAUAAAGCUGCCUCCUCGCAUGCUUCGCCUGAACGACGCAAGAAGCGCCAACGUAGUCCGUCCGUCACUAUUGAGCUCAACUGUGAGACAUCUGUUAAAAAGAUAAAGAAGAGUCUGCGCUGGUCUACUAUCACGAUCCAUGAAUUUGGCGUUGGACUGGGUGGGAGCUCAGUGCCAGGCAAAGGUGGCCCAUCGAUCGGUCUUAGCGACACACCUGAGUUUACAUGGACCACAAAAGUGGGCGAGAUGGCUGAGUGCGUCGAAGGCGUGCAUCGCUUCACGCCUGAAGAACGUGUUCAAAUGCUAAAGAGCGCAGGUGUGAGCGAUGGCAUGAUCCUGCGAUUUUCAAGAGAAGCUAACAUUAUUAAUUGCUCGCGUCGGAGAACGGUUGUAGAAAGCAAUGCUGAGAAGGAGGAGAGAAGGCAGCGUCGACAACAACAACAGCAACAGUGUAAGACAGAAUUGCCUCGUCGUGCCUGCUCCUCGUUCCUUAAUCGUUCGCAGAUGAUACCUGUCGACUACGUUUAA